AUGCAUCGUUUGUCAAUCCCUACCCCACCUACCCCACUUCAAAAGUUGCAGAAAUUGUGGGAUGAAAUUGGUGAAAGUUACAAUGAAAUAGACAAGGUACUGGAAGUUAUUGAGCAGGAAUGUCUGGCUGUAUACGAUAAAAAGAUUGACGAAACUACCAAGUACAAAGCUGACUUACAAGGAUCACUAGCUCGAGCUUAUGAUGAAAUUGUCAGCCUUACGUCUUCGCUUGGUGAACAAGUUACCUAUUCAUGGAAGAAAGAAGGCUCUUUGAAACAGCAGAUGUCCACUGUACAGCCUGUUCUGGACGAUCUGCGGAUGAAAAAGGUUCUAAGAUGGGAACAAAUCUCCGAGAUUCUGACACAGAUAACUGACAUCUCUUCCAACAUAGCGGGGAGUGAUUAUCAUGGACGCAAUGGUCCAGACUUUGAUGAAAGCGACUUAACAGAAAGAAAGUUGGAUCAACUUAGAGCACGCCUGCAGGAUCUAUGCAAGGAAAAGGAUGAUCGUCUGCAGAAAGUAAACUCUUAUAUCAGUGCUAUCCGUGACAUGUCAGAGACAAUGUCAUCUGAUGUCUCGGAUGCCUUGAGCAAUGUGCAUAAAAGCCUGACCGACUUUUCAAUGGCUGAUGCAAAAAGCAUUAGUGAUGAUACUCUUGCUGGAUUAGCAAAACUUACAGAGUCUCUGAAGAAUGAGAAACAUCAGAAGCUGCUUAAGCUACAAGAUUUGGGAAGAACCAUGCAAGACCUGUGGAAUCGAAUGGAAACACCUAUGGAUGAGAGGAGGAGAUUUAAACAUAUAACGUGCUUACUACCUGUCCAAGCUGAUGAUGCCUUACGAAAAGGAUGCCUUGGUCUCAAUAUUUUCCGGGAGGCUGAACAUGAAGUUGAAAUACUGAAUGAGAAGUCCAGCAAAAUGAAGGAACUGGUGCUGAAGAGGCGGUGUGAACUAGAAGAAGUAUGCAGAAAGGGUCAUAUGGAUGUCAAUAGCGAUGCUGCAAGACAGAGUCUUGUUGACCUCAUAGAUUCUGGUAGUGGUGACCUGUCGCAUAUUCUUGCAAGCAUAGAUAGUCAGAUCGAGAAGGCAAAAGAGGAAGCUUUAACCAGAAAGGAGAUUUUAGACAAAGUUGAUAAGUGGACGAACGCAAAGAAGGAAGAAAGAUGGCUUGAUGAUUAUGAAAAGGAUGAAAAGCGCUUCACUCCUGUAAAAGGAGGACACACACAUUUAAAACACGCAGAGGACGCUAGGAGACGUAUCAGCAAAAUUCCUGCGAUUAUUGAUGGUUUAACCACAAAAGUGAAGGCCUGGGAACUCGAAAGAGGAGUCCGCUUCUUAUAUGAUAAGCACCCGCUGUUAGAAAUGCUGGAAGAAGACACUAAUUUGCGUGCUCAAAAAGAGGAGGAAAAGCGUGAACUUCGAAAGCAGAAACGACUGCAACGUUCGCUUGCUUCAGAUAAAGAAGCAUAG
Messenger RNA from Eruca vesicaria subsp. sativa (arugula), 1467 nucleotides. The record is from the annotation of a GenBank genome assembly. NCBI's taxonomy places the organism in Eukaryota, Viridiplantae, Streptophyta, Magnoliopsida, Brassicales, Brassicaceae.